Molecule: messenger RNA, 574 nt
Organism: Megalopta genalis
Lineage: Eukaryota; Metazoa; Arthropoda; Insecta; Hymenoptera; Halictidae
Gene: MED9
Product: mediator complex subunit 9
Biological process (GO): regulation of transcription by RNA polymerase II
Cellular component (GO): mediator complex
Molecular function (GO): transcription coregulator activity
Source: RefSeq, a predicted model, not a curated record
UAUUCUGAGGGUUUGUCGCAAAAAUCGUAAAACCACAACACAUGCUUUGAUAUUAAAGUAAAAUUGUGAAGAAGAUAAAUAUCUAUAAAAUAUAAGUGUAUAGGGUAGAGAAUGAAUGUUAUAUGUGUCAUCAUUAAUAUAUCACUAAGUGUACAUAUAAUUUGAAUAUGGAUGUUUAAAACAUUGUAAUGGAGUCAGCAGAAUUAUCAGAAGAGGUCCCUCUACGCGGGCAGUAUACAGUAGAUGAUUUAGAAAUUGAGAUACUACCACUUAUAUACGAAAUAAUUCGUAGCGUCGAGAAAGAUCCACAUGAUACUACACAAAAAGCCAAAGAAUCCCAAGAUACAAGUCAUAAAAUAUUAGAGCUUCAAAAAAAAUUAGAUUCUGCAAGGGCACAGAUUAAAAGGCUACCAGGAAUAGAAUACAGUAAAGAGGAACAAUUACAAAAAUUAGAAACACUUCGCAAACAGCUUCGGCUUAAACGAGAACUUUUAUUGAAAUAUCGUAAUAUGUGCACAUUUGAAGUUCCAAAAGUGUAAACAUAAAUUUAAUUACAGGUAGAAAAAAAACCAUA